Exophiala bonariae is the source of this 297-nucleotide messenger RNA. RefSeq lists its product as uncharacterized. The record is from RefSeq and is a predicted model, not a curated record. Bases 1 to 297 code for a protein of 98 amino acids. Lineage: Eukaryota; Fungi; Ascomycota; Eurotiomycetes; Chaetothyriales; Herpotrichiellaceae. The transcript has 2 exons.
AUGGGUUAUAUGGCGGUCUUCGAAGGCCAGCUUUCGUCACAUGGCCCGUAUCCUGUGGUCGAGCUUCACGCUUUGGCCGUCGGUAUGUUCAAGGUCGCCAAUGACAAUACUGUUCCUGCAGCGAACCGAAUGCUAGCCCGCCAGUUUGCUCUGCUCUUGACCGCUGUCCAAAUCGACGACAUGGUCGACGCCAGAUACUCUGCAACCACGGAUGAAGGCCAUUACUUCCUCAGCAAGGAGGGCGCACUGGGCCUGGAGCGACUACGAAAGAAAGCAUCACUCCAAUGCGAAGCCUGA